CGACGGCCGGGGCAGCAUUCCAGUAGUUCGCCCCAACGCCGCGCGGCGCUUGCCUGUUCUGUCCGCGACCCACGCUCCUGUACAAAGAACGCCUGACUAUUGUAAAAAAUCUGUGAUGUAUUGAUUAAUUCCAACGUUUUCCAAACACAAAAUCCGUCACCGGACCGAAACGUACGCGUUCCGAACUCAACUAACAACGUUUUAAGUGACUAUUCCUACCCCUCGAACGGGCCACGUCCCAUGAAAUUCCACAUUUAUCGAUGAAUAGAAUCUAGUGUGUAGACCGAACAUGGUGGACUCUCUACGGUGCGAUGAGUGAAAUGGUUCGUGUUGUGGUGUGAAACGGCCGUUUUAUAAUGUGUCCCGUCGGAAAUAAAGUUUGUGACUGAAUAUGGAUUGGUAUGCGAACACGAAAGCAUAGAAAAAGUGCGGCUCGCGUCUCGGAUCGGAUAAUGAGAGUUCGUGAACGAUAAACAUACAGAAUGGUGUCCCUCGCUCACUUCGGAAUGCGACAAGCGCCCUGGACCUUGCUGGUGCUCAUUUUCUUCAUCGAAAGCGUGAUGGGAAACUACGCCAAGUCCUUCUACAUCCACUGGAACACUACAAACAGUAUAUUCAGAAUAGACAACACUGAUCACGUAUUUGAUUUGAAUAAAGGCAACGCACAGUUUGAGUACGAUCAGGUGAACAUAAUAUGUCCAGUGUACGCUCCGGGCACUUACGACGAGGACACGGAGAAAUAUAUAAUCUACAACGUAAGCAAAGAGGAGUACGAUACCUGUAGGAUAACGAACCCGAAUCCUCGCAUCAUAGCGAUAUGCGACAAGCCGCACAAACUGAUGUUCUUCACCAUCACCUUUAGACCGUUCACGCCUCAGCCCGGUGGGUUGGAGUUCCUGCCGGGGAAGGAUUACUAUUUUAUAUCCACGUCGAGUAAAGACGACCUGCACAGACGCAUCGGCGGGCGCUGUUUGAGUAACAACAUGAAGCUGGUGUUUCGCGUGUGUUGCAAGCCUGAGGACCAGUCGCCGGCGCCGGUACCUCAGCCGACGCCCCCGCCGCCGCCCCCUCCGCCGACCACCCAGACCACCACGACGUCGACGACAACAGUGAAGCCGGUGACCAAAAAGACGCACAAGUACGAUAAGACGCCCAACGAGGUUGUGAAGAGCGAGGAGCUGUCGUACUCGCGCGGGGCGGCGCUGGCGUCGUCGCUGGCGCUGGCUCUCGCUGCGACGGCGGUGCUGGCGCCGCUGGCUCGGUGAAUGUGCGCCAAGGCGGCGAGGCCCCCGCGUCCCGACCUGCUAGCGAAGCCUUGUUCGGCCCACACAACACAGACUCUACAGUCCCUACAGUCCCUGAACUACCCAGACUCUCUAGUCUUUACGUGAAUCUGUGUGCUAAAACGCUAAAACUAUGUGUUGGACUAAUGAUAAUAAUGAAACUCUAGUGCUUAAUGAUGUUCUAUGGAAUGUUGUGGAGUUGUGUGCCCAGUGGAUUACGAUUUCGGAUGUUUUUUGUAAGUAAGUAGUGAGUGCGGUGGUCCGGUGUGGAUUUGUCAAGAUUGGUGCCGAAAAGGAUUUCACUGACUGGUUUUUUUAGAGUUGUGCAAAAUUCCUAGUUAUUUCCAGAAAGUUCCGAUGACAAAUUUUUUAGUCUGUAAGGGAACUCUAUGUGAGCCUAAUUUUACUAUUGUAACUAAAGUAUAUCUGGCCUACUGAAUAAUCGAACUAUUAUUAUUAUACAAGAAGAUCGGAUAGCAGACGCUGCGACUGUAGUUACGAAGUCAUUAAAAUAUACAUAUAUAUAUAAAUAUAAAAAAACGUUAACAUGUAUAAUGGUAAUAUAGGUUUCUUAAACCAUUAGGAAUUAAAUUUUUUAUAUUUUCACUAAUGCAAUGAAGGAUAUUUGAUUAAGAAUUAGGAUUCAAAUACUGAAAUAGAAGAAAUCUUAUAUAGAACGAAGUUAGAUAGAUAUUAUUUUAGUUCAAAAGACAUUUUCGUUUUAAUUUUCCAUUCGACCUAACGCUUAGAAUUUAUUUAUACGAAAAAAAACUGUGACAAGUUGAGAAUCUUGUCCAAACACACUGUGAUUUUGGUUUUAUUUAGGGUGUAAUUUUCCUCUAUGCUUUCAUUAUGUGAUAUAAAAUUUAUUUGUAUUUAAAAGGUAAUGCAUUUAAUCUCAUAAUAUUAUUUUAUUCUUGACUGAUUUGACGCUUCCUCUUAAUUAUUAUUUUACGCAAGCAUUUUAUGAAUUUUAAGAAUAUCACAGCUUACAGUGACUUUUGGUCAUGAACAAACUGUAUUUGAGCUUUUGCUCAAAACUGGCAUAAACACCUCAGAUCUAGCCUUUUACUUAAUUUAUAUUAAGCUAAACAUCUUAAUUACUAAACAAUCACAUUAAGUGAUGUAUUUACACUUGAAACUAGAACAUCAACAGUCGUACAGGAUUAGCUAAUGGACUAAACGAACAAAGUGUACUGCCUAUAAGUAUCCGCCCAGAACAAAAUUGGCUGCAAAUGUUUAAAGAAAUUUAGAUGUAAUUUUACAUUUUCGAAUUCAAUAUUUAGACAAAUGCCAAUUAUGUUCACACUCUCUCAUUAUAAUCCAUAAAAAUGAGGUAUUUAAAUAACAGGUCUCAAUUAUAGUCAGCUUUUAUACAUCACAAUCUUACGAAAAUUUGUUUAUUUUUUUCGUAUUACAAGCGAUUUUUAAUGGUAUCUGUUGAUUAUUAUUUUGAUUGUACUCAAAACUAAAUGAAGAUGACUGAUAUUAUGCUACUGUCACGUAAAGAGUAAUGGUAGAUUAUGUUUAAGUUUUGUGUGCAACCGAAUUAACAAUAUUCUCAUUUUCCACUCAAUCUGUGCUUUGUUUUUGUGCAGGGAUUAGAAUUCUUGGCUUUCUGGUUUCAAUGUGUAAACAUCCCACCAAGCACGGACGUGCCAUGUGAGAAAUAUGUGAAACAACAACAGUUCACGUUACGAAAUAGUCAAAUAGUUAAAUAGUAGUUGAAAUAGACCGGUUUUCAGUUAGACAUACGCAUUUAGUGGCAGUCGGUAUAUUUUUAAAAUAGUGCUUAAGAAAACAUUUGAGUUUAACACUGCACUCUUCAGAAAUCAGUGACUGUUCUUGAGAAUAGCUGACCAUUCAAUUGUCAGUUUUUUUUAUUCCAUUGCGCAGGUAACACGAACUUAUAAAUGAAGUAUUGAACAAGUAUGUGCCGUCAGUUAUAUUUUAGGCGGAUCAUCCUAAAAUGAUCUAUAAAGUUUCUUAAAGCUGUGCCAAUAUAACAAUCCAAUGUUGAAUAAUUGUGAAAAAUUUAUAUAUAUCACAAAAUAAAACUCUCAUUUACGCAACAGUAAGUGAAAUGAUAAUAUUAUCUCUUGAUUAUUAUUUACGUAUAAGUUCAAGAGUUAAUGGAAAGCGUAGCUAAUUAGCAGAAACAAGUCUCUACGCAAGGGGAUUAAUCGUUGAAUUCAUUUUCUAAAAUGCCGGUAAUGACCUAACCUUGCAGACAAAAGACAAGUCAAGAGACAUUAUGGAAAUGAAUUCCACUUUUAAAAAUAGAUACUUAAUGAGUCGUUUACCCCAGAACGAGAAACGGACGAACUAAAUGGACGAUGUUACAAUUGAAGAUUUUUAACGUUACACGCAUCACGUGUCGUAAAUUUACCGAAAUGAGAUAAUUACAUAAAGAACACACGUUGGAAAAUGAAAAAGACAGAUCAUAAACAAACGAAAACAUGUUAGCUGGAAACGACUGUAGGCUAAUGCAUUGUUUUCUAAACAACGGAUUUUAAAAAUAUAACAUUUUAUCUCUGGUACCUAUUAAGUUUGGUGUUAGUUCACUGCCAUAUGCUGAGUGCGUCUAUUUUUAUUAAAACUAAACAGUUUGGAUAUGCUUAAGCGUUUCGUGGUACAGACGGUGUUUAAUGCUGUCUUUUGGUUAUUUUAAGAUUACGACCCUGAAGGGAUUGUGAAGGGAUAAUCAGCCUAACCUGUUUGUAAUAACUUUGGAACGUGUUUCCUUACUUGCUCGCCAGGCGGAGAUUAAAAUAAUAUACAACGUGCGUGAAAUGUAACGAUUAGUUUAUAACAUGUUUAAUGUUGGAAAUGCAGAUGGAAUGUGUAAAAGGAUAUAAUUAUUCCCGACCAUAACGGCAUGCGUUAGUCUGAAUCAGCAAAGCCAUCUGUAUAAUAAAAAAGCAUAAUUUUAAUUUGUACCAUACUGGCAACUAUAUGAAUCGAAUAACUAAGUCAUUGGGACGUUAAUAUAAAAGAGGGUAAUAAAUUUCUGUCACUAAUAAAUACGUGAGAAAUGGUACGGAUCUGAUUUAUACAAAAAUUUUUUAAACAAGACAAUAUAAAAGUCGGGAGUUAUAAUUCAAAAGAUGUUACAUCACCGAGAAAUCCCGUACCAGUAAACACAUGCGACAUCAAAGAAUGUCACAGAAUUAAUUGAUGACAUCACAUUAGUCUAACCACAGUCUAUGAGUGCGUGAGCAUUAUUUUUAAUCACAUCUUGGCAUAAGUAUUUGUAAGCCAUUCCAAUAUUUCCGAGAAAGAUGAGUUGUGAGACAAAACUGUUUGACAAAAACACCUGGACAAUAUGCACAAUUGGCACUUACUAAACGCCCUCUGAGAAAUCGAACAAAAGGAGCAAUCGUUGAUGCAAAAUAUUAUAUAACAUAGAGACUUAUAAGAUUUCAGUUUCUGUUAAUAUGUAAGUUCUCGUACAAUUUACCUGUAACACUUUAAGCCCUUAAAAGGGAAAUCGAGUUAACAAAAGAUUAGAUAUUAGUUAAAUGACAAAGAUAGACGAUAGUUAAAUGUGAUUAUAACUACCUGAGUUAAUGUUACGCUAUUGUGAUAAAUAUAAUGGUUUAUUUUAAAAUACGAAUAGGUUGCUAAAUCAAUCCCUUAGACAAAAGGACAGUUUGAUUAGUGUAUCAAUUAUUGUUUCUUAAGUCUGAAUAUAAAAUGUUGAAAUAUAAACAAUGAGACUUUUAAUUUGUCAAGAGAUUGGAUAAAGUUUCAAUAUUUUUCUUUUCACAUACUCAGACAGCAAGGGAACAUCUAAAAGCCUACGAUAUCUUAUUUAGUAAAGUUCAAUGAAUAGUAAGGGAAGCAGGAUAAACAACAACAACUUAUUUACAUAUAGUGCUAACUCAGGUAGUUGGGCGAGGUGCAGUGUUAAACUCAUAUGCGUAACCAACAUUUUUCUCUUAGUAUUCUCUCUCAUAUUAGUUUUCGGUUAGUUGUGCUGUGUACUUAGAAUAAUUACUUAAUUGCCUAUUAAUGAAAAAAAAGAAAAAAUGAAGACCUCAUUUUUUGAAUCUCAAAAGAAAAUCAGUCCGCUAGUUAUAAUGAUGGAAAUGAUAAUUUUAUAUUUAACUAAAUCUUGGGUGAUUUCCAACCAGACACAAAGCCAUUCGUUACGGAACGAAAAAUACGUAAUAAUUUAGUAAUUUCAACACAAGUAGACAAAACAUCGGUCACGCUAGCUUCUAAUAACUGUAACGUAAAAAGUGAAAACGAAUAUUUACAUAAAAACAAUAAUGUGUAUAAUUCAUACUUAAAUGUGACGUUUUAGCCAGAUUUAUGGAUCGUUAAAUUCGUUUUUGCAGCAACGUUACCGAUGUUAUUGUCAUUUUUAAUAAAAUUUAAGCCACACACACUAAUUUGAAAAUCUCGAAAGUUAUGGCGAUAAACGUUAUAAAUAUUGAGAUAAUUUGAAAAAAAAAAAACAUUUUUGAUAUCUUGAUAACAAAAUUUAUUACUUUAAAUCUAGUAGAAAAACACACAGUGGCUGGUGUAAAUUCGACCUAAUAGUGGCAUUAAUUAUAAAAAACUGGACGUGAGAUUAAGUUCUCCGUAUAUUUGCAACACCAAUAAAGUUUCAUUAUGUUUUUUUAUAUAUAAACAUGGAUGACACCGUAUUGUUUUCAUUUAGUCACGUCCAUGACAAUGGGCGGCACAUUUCUUAUCAUUUUCAAUGAAAGGAUUUGUUUGAAGUUUAAUAAUAAACCUUUUUGAGAUAAUGCAAAUGAAAAUAUUUUCAACAAGUCAUCAUAUUUUGUUUCGUUUGAAUAUUCAAUAUUCACCUUUUCAUAUUUAAAAACGUAUUUGUAUUAAUACAAUUUAAAUUAUAUUAAAAUGUUAUAUUUCACUACAGUGUUAAUUGAGCUAUCAAAUUCAUGCAUAUUCAUAAAUAUUUUAUUUACUGUAUUUGGUGGUGCCACCAAAAUGUGUUUUAAUUAGAAACAAUUUAAAUCUAUUGCUCUCGCACUUUUAUUAUAUGAAAUAAAAGAUGAAACCACACACAUUAAACACUGCCUAAUUUAAAACACCGUUUUGUAACUUAAACAGAUAAUAAUUAUACUUUUUAAAGUAUUAACUUAAUAAUACUCAUUUAAAAUUGAAACAAACGUGUGCUAUAAAUAUCGAUGUAACAGAUAAUUAAAAAGAAAAAGGAAUAAUGUUAUUUAUUAUCCAGAUGCUUAAAAAAGUAAUUAAAAGCUGCAUAAUAUUUACGACCAAUAAAUUAAUUCUAAGAUAUAACCUAAAGCACAGAUGCAAGUUUUCGGAUUAACAUAAAUUAGUUAAUGAAAAAGAGGCUUUGUGUCUGUUGGAAAUCCUAUUUAAUUGAUAAUUUGUAAGGAUAAUGUGAAUUUUGUUUGAUGUAACGAUGGUGUAGUUAUUAAAAAAAUGGCCAAAUCGUUUCAGUAUCGCAAGGCAUGUUUGGAAAAUCCUCGAAAUUGUGCCUGAUUUUAUCAUUUCCCGCGAAGGCUUUACGUCCCGGGAAGCGUGCGAAUCAGAUUUCAAGGAGUCACUUGAAAUUUGAAAGAUUCCCAAUAAUACAAAAGGUAAAGCCUACGCGGGGACUGGGUAAAACUGAUUUCUUUGCUCAGUGGAGGUUGUAACGUAAUUUUAAAAUGUCUCUCUCGAAAUUUAGGGACCUUUGUUUGAUGACUUGUACCUACUCGUAUUACAUUAUUAUUUAUUAUUGUACCUAAUUGUAUCAUUACGUUUCGUUCCUUUACUCGUCCAUAGGUGAGCAGUAAUCCAUUACAAAUGAUAACAAUGGUUACUAUUAUCGGCAUUAAAUUUUCUCUCAAUAGGAUGUUUUUAUCGUAAGCUUUGUAGUGUUCAUUAAAUCUAUUUUUGUUACCUUCGGUUAAAUCUUAUUCUAAAAAUGACAAUCAAGUUACACAGUAACAUUUUCUUAGUAAAUAAUAAAAUGCAUAAUGUCGAUUUUGUAGGUAUAAUGUAGAACUUACCUUUAUUUUUAACUUAUUAAAAUAUUUACAAUACAGGUUUUUAUAACUAGAACAACUACGAUGUAAUAAUUUUCGAGAUAAAAAUAAAAAACGUCACAUUAUUCACAAAGUUAUAAAAAUCAAUACCUACUCAAAAAAUAUCCUUCAAUGAAUAUUAAGAGCAUUAUUUAAGUAAGUACCAUUUUAAUGAAGAUAAUUUAGUCAUGUGAAACAAAAAACGAUGCGUCAGCUAAGAGAAAACCAUUAAAAUAAUUAAUCAAUCACUGUCCGAAAAUCUAAAUAGAAAAUACCUCUGAAGGUCAGGCCGAUUCUUUCUUAGAAUUUAAUUAGAAACACAAUAGACCGAUUGAAAUUGUCUAUACAAAUUCGAUUUAGCACUCCGAAAACUAUGCGUUUUGGUUAAUUACAAUGUAAUUUUUAAAAUAGUAUUUGUAAUUACUGUUUUUAAAGAAUCGAUCGAUUAAUAUUGCAAAAGUCCAUUAAUUUCUUGAUCGUUAGUAACAUUACGGUCACAUUUAAAUUUUAUAAGUUUACGGUUUUUUUGUACCUAAAUCAAAUAUUUAUUGGCAUUAUUUUGAUUUCUGUAAAUUACAUACAAAUACAACAAAGAUAUAACAAAUCAUUUGAUAUAGAGUUGUCUGAUAAUAGAAGAUACAAAUAUAUUAAAUAAAACCCGAAUUUUACAAAAAAUAGCUAAGCGUGAAAAAUUUGGUGUUGAUUUCAACUCCGCUUCGGUUUUCUCGGAAUAAUCCUCCAGUGAAUUAUCAAAUAGUCCUAUAUCACGCUCGUCGUUAUAAAUAGAUAAAGCAAUUUACGUUGCUGUAAUUAAAUUACAUUUUUUAUAAUAUAAUCCAGCAUCGUCGUAACAGUUAAUUAGUAUGCAAAGCUGUGUGUUAAUGAGCAAAAAGUCAAUUUAUUUGUUAACGCCUUGUCUUUAUGUCCGGUAAUUCGGAGUUGUUUAAUGUUCAAAUCACGAAUUAAUGGUCCGCCUUGAUGAUUUUGCACUUUGGCUUUUAUUGUUUUACGAUUUUAGAAAGUUACAAUAACAAUUCAGCGGUUUUAAUAUUCAAUAUUCGUGUUUAUUACUGUAUAAAUUUUUGUAGCCCCACUAUAAUUCUAGAACUGCACUUACUAUUAAGAAUUCAGAUAUUCAUAUGAGAUUGGAGUCACUUACCAUGCCCAAGUAAUUAAAAUGUCUUUUUAUUUUACGAUAUUAGAAAUAGAUACAGAUUUAAUUAGUCUUGUCAUUUGACACAUUAGCAGACUUUUUGAAUUAAAUAAAAUGAACAGGGCAUUUUUAUUUCAAUAUAAGUUAAUAGAUUCAAUUUAAAUGCAGCCUUGUCAAAUUAAUGGACGUCUGACUGACGUAAUCUUGAGAAGGAGCAACCAUUGAACUGAUAUUAAUUAUUUUAAUUGUAUUAAAACAAACUAGCAAAUAAUCAGAUACAUCGUUUUCUUGUUGUAAUCCUUGUUUAACGAUAAUGUAUUCAAUAAAAAAAUUGAAAUGCUGUCCCAUUAUUUUUGGACCGGGUUCAUUAGAUUAUGUUAAUUAUAGAAUUUUAGAAUUUUAUAAACAGUGAUUAAUGAUUUUUGAUGAAUCUAUUGACAAGCUGACGACGUAGAGGCUCUUAAUGGAUCUUUAUUAUAUGCGAUGGAUUACUGCUCUUCAAAAAAAGUUAUUAAAAAUAAAGAGGUUCUAUAACGUAGAGGAAUACGUCGGUGCUAAAUGAAAGACUAUCGCAAAAAAAUCGUAUUGUUUAAACACUUUUGAAAUAUUUAAUAUUUAUUAAAAAGUACUUAAAGUUUAUUUCUCCUGGAUGAUGUUGAUUUUUAAUUUAAUUACGCUUUUUAUGUACUUAAGUUUAAUUUCUUUUAAAUUAUAGUGAAUAUUGCGAAAUGCUUCAGCUACCUCUUAUAAAUUUCUAAAACUAUUUUUAUAUUUAUAAACUUAACUUAGAAUUAAAAUGAAAAACACUCAACGCCUUGCGAUACUGAAACGGUCAUGGAUGCUUUCCUAAAAAAAUAAUAUUCAGAAUCCUCAAUUUUCCUAAAACAAUUGUUGGUUAUUACAAAAAAAAAAACGAUUUAAAAUAAUCUUAAUAGCACGUAGGUUACGGUUAACAUCCAUUUAGUAUAUGAAACUUAUAUUUUUGCAGCUACAUUAUUAUUAAUGCUGUAACAAUGAGCGGCCAUAUAUUAUUUCAGGGUUCUUUAUUUUGGAAUGAAAUCCGUAAACGGGUGGAGACAUGUAAAACACUCUAAUAUAACAAGUAUUGCCUCAACAUAACAAUUAAUGCGUUGUGUGAAUUGAGUUUUUAUUGUUAUUCAAUGAAAUUGUAAUAUGUAUGUUUUAAAUGCAAAAAUAUCGUACAUGUAAACUAGAAAUGUUUUCUUUCAAAUACCGUUUUGGUGCAGUAAAUUAAAAUACUUAAAGAGUAAAAAUUUAAGUUUGAAAAAAAAAAACAAAAGUUUGGCUUGAAAUUUUAAUAUCUGGUUUUUUAACUUCAAUAAUAUAUGUAAUAAACGUCAUAUUACUACUAGUAUAAUUAAAAUUAAAAAAAAAAAUAAGGAGAAUAAUAGACUUGGCUGCAACCAGUAAGUUGUAGCCAAGCCCAUUUUUCUCCUUUACUCUCCAACUGCGUAUCUCUGCGCCAGUACAAAGCAUUUGUAGAGAGAAUUAAGCCUCUCCAACCAAAACCGAGGUAUUUAAGUUUAUAUUGGCGUUGUAUUAUUUUUUGACUUACUAUUACUGUCCAAUGAAGCUUUUCAUAUUUUAAAAUAUAUAGUCACAUUAAAAACUAACAAUGAAUCUCGAGCAUGGUGCACAGACAAAACUUAAUUAAAUCAAACGGUAUUUAAAAGUUAGAAGACAUUUCAGUUCGAAUGGACACUCAAAUAAUAUUACAUAAAUGUGUUUUGUGAUGUCAUAAUUAAUAAUUGUAUUAAGUUUUACAUCACAGGCUACAGUUAUUAAUGAUAAGAAUAAAAAAUGUCAGAGAGUCUAAUUCUCUCUGACAUUUUUAUCAGUGCCCGUGACGUAAGUUUUUGAGUAGAUAUCCAAACGUCAUAUCGACAUUUGUAUAAAUAUAAUUAUAAACGUCGAUAUGUGACUACUGCAUAUAGUUUUUUCAGAACAUGCGUCAUAUUUAUCACAGUUUCUUGACUGUUUGUUUUAUUAUUUGAAGCCAGCUAUUGACUGCAAUCUCGGUGUAAUCAAAAAUGGAAAAUUUAUGCUAUCCAACAUUUGACCAUUUUCUACAGGACAUAUAUUAUUAUCGGAAAGUAAAAUCGCUUGGCAGUACCGCAGUCAAUAAGGUGGUAACCGGAUAAUGCUAAAACUGUAACCACUACUACCUUUCUACCUACAAAAACGUACCGUCAAGCUGUUGCUUAGAACCUAGCAGGCAUUUUGUUGACACUGUAGCUAUUCCAAGUUAGCUUACUGACACUUGAAGUAUUAUAAUUAACCAUAACAUCAGUAAGAUCGCAGUCAAGCGCUACCUAAUAGAUGAAAAAACAAAAAUCUAAAGCUUUCGUUUGGCCUUUAAAUGAAGCUAUUUUUUGUUUUUAUUUUAAAGAAGUUUCGACUAGUUUCUAUAAAACAGAACGCUAAUUUCUCAAAUUCCAGCUAUUUCUUUUUCACACUAUUCUAGCUGUGAAAAAGAACAGAUUAAGAGAUUUGUACUCGAUGUCACGUAAUUUUUUAUGAAUGUGCGACUUUCGAGUCCAACACGGUCAUAAGUCGGUACAAACUAAUUGAUCAAAAUAAAAUUAAGAUCACACAAGUUUCAUCACAUUAAUUUAUUUUAUUCACUAUGAAUAAUAUUACUUACCCUUAAUUUGCAUAACUGGCUUAUUGGUUCACUGCACUGCUUUUUAUUUUACGGAAUACUUAUUCUUAUGUACUUAAGAUGCACCUAUAUGGUGUACAUAUGUUAUGUUAAUUUGUACUUAUAGAUAUAGUAGGGAAGCCAAUAAUAAUAUUACAAUCUACUUUGGCACUAAUUGACUUUAGCGUCACACCUGAGUGCCGUGUCUAUAAUUAAAUAAUUACUUACGUCAUUUAUGUGUUGCCAAAAUGAACUUACAUUUUAUUCAUAUUCAAUAUUGUACAAAAUACUUCCAUAAGUACUUGCUUGAUGAACUUUUCAAUACGUUUUCUGGUAAAGACGUCAUUAUCAAAAUUUUCAAGUAGGCAAGAAGACAGCAGACUUUGAUUAAAUUUUUUCGGCAGUCUAAUGGUUGGGUUCAAUAGUCUUUUAUUAUAAUCUGUGAUCUAUGGCUACGUAUUUUAUCAAACUUAAUAACAUUUGUGAAAAAAGGGGAAACUGUGAAAGCUAAAACAUACCCUUAAACAAAUAAAUAGGAAAUCAAAUUUUUGUAGUAACAGGGGUUUGUGAUUAUUUGUAAUAAUUGUCCAAAAAAUUACAAAACUUCAACUUAACCUCUUAAAAUCAAGAAGUUAUUGUUACAAUAUUGAAUACCAUCCAUAAUAUUAUUAAUUUUUUUAAUUAAUUAAAAAUUUAAUUAAUUAAAAAUACAUAUCUACAGUGUACACCAAUAAUUGUGCAUAAUUUAGAUUUACUUUUUAUAUUAUUUAAGUAAGAAGUAGGUGAUGCCAGCAUAAUAAAAUGUUUUAAUUAUAUAACUUAUUAAUAAAUGAGGCAAAACUUGUUAUAUUAGCUGUCGAAUACUGUAUAACAAUUUUUAGUUCAAUUAAUUGGACAUCAAUAUGUAAUAAUGAUGAUUUAUGUUUUAAUUUUUUUAUAUUGAUUAAAUUGUAUUUAUUGUAAAUUUUGGUUUAAUAUUUUUGUAUAAAAAUCAAAUACUAUUAUUAAUUAUUAUAAUUGUGUAAAAAAUUUCUAAAAUGAUUUGUGUAUAGAAAGAUAUGUCUCUACCCUGACUAAAUUAAGGGGAGAUUGGAAACAAAAAUUGUUAUUGAUUUUUGGGGUAAGAUUGGUUUGUAAAAUAGACACGGGGGGUUAUGAGGAGGGAUGAAAAAAGUAAAUAAUUGUACCUACUAAGUAAUUCGGUAAGAAUGUAAAUAUGUUGUUAUUAAGAGUAGACCCUGUAGGUAUUUAUUUUUACGAUUUCGGGCCUUUGUUGAAAUCCAAAGUUUUUAAUUUAUUUUUCGACCAAUAAAUGUUGGAGAGAACUGUC
This is a messenger RNA of Bicyclus anynana (squinting bush brown), 12439 nucleotides long. It is a transcript of the gene Ephrin, whose product is annotated as ephrin-B2a. The coding region runs from base 483 to 1265 and encodes 260 amino acids. Gene Ontology annotation, biological process: axon guidance; ephrin receptor signaling pathway. The record is from RefSeq and is a predicted model, not a curated record. Lineage: Eukaryota; Metazoa; Arthropoda; Insecta; Lepidoptera; Nymphalidae. The transcript has a single exon. Gene Ontology annotation, molecular function: ephrin receptor binding. Gene Ontology annotation, cellular component: plasma membrane.